AUGGCAGCAAAAGGAAGAAGACUUGUUAGAAAAAGCAAAGUAGCCACAAAAGGGACCAAGAAGGCACCCGUGAAGCCAGCUGCUAAAAAAGUGAGCAAAGCUAAAAAAGCUAGCAUACAGAAAGAUGAAAAACCUGCAAAAGCAGUUGAGGAUGAGCUAGAUAAAGAUAAGAUUGAACUCGGAGAUGAUUCAACUGCUGAAAGUGGCUCAGAUGAAGACGAUGAGGAGGAAAAAGGCCUCUCGGAUAUCGAGCAAGAACUCCAGGAGGAAAUGGAAAGUAAAAAUUCAAAAACUACAACAACAAAGAAAGGAGUUUACAAAUUAACAAAGCCUACAGCCAAAGGGAAAAGCGCAAGAAAUGGCCAAGAGCAGAAGAAGUUUGGCAAAAGAGGCGUGAUAUAUAUUGGCCGUAUACCGCAUGGAUUUUAUGAGGAUGAGCUUAGGAAGUAUUUCAGCCAGUUUGGAGAAAUUACAAGACUCAGACUCUCAAGAAACAGAAAGACUGGAAAUUCGAAACAUUACGGGUUUAUUGAAUUCUCUGAUCCAGAAGUGGCUUCCAUUGCAGCCGAGACAAUGAAUAAUUACUUGUUAUUUGGCCAUAUUCUCAAAUGUGCGGUUAUUCCACCAGAAAAGAUCCACGAUGAGCUUUUCAACGGUGCCAACACCAAGUUUACGGUUGUGCCAUGGAAGGAGUUGAGUGAAAAGAAGAACGAUAUGCCUAAAACAGCAGAAAAGUGGGCUGAACUAGAAAAGAGGGCAGAUGAUCACCUAAAGCAGAAGCAGGAGAAGCUUAAGGAAGCUGGCAUUGAUUUUGAUCUUAGCGCUCUAUAG
Molecule: messenger RNA, 831 nt
Organism: Brettanomyces bruxellensis
Lineage: Eukaryota; Fungi; Ascomycota; Pichiomycetes; Pichiales; Pichiaceae
Exons: 1
Coding region: 1-831 (276 amino acids)
Biological process (GO): maturation of LSU-rRNA from tricistronic rRNA transcript (SSU-rRNA, 5.8S rRNA, LSU-rRNA)
Cellular component (GO): nucleolus
Molecular function (GO): RNA binding
Source: RefSeq, a predicted model, not a curated record